AUCAUGAGGCUAAUUCGCCACAAUGCCAACCAUGUGUGAACUCAUGCGAUACGAACCCCUCCUUCCUCCUUCUUCUUCUCCUGCUUCGUUUUUCUGCCGUUUCAAAACGGACCCAAAGAGGCGGAGAGGAGUAAACGGGGGCGAUCACACGCAGAGGACGGGGGUUCCUUUAUUUCUCUCCAUGCUGGUCUGGACGUCCGUAGUAUGUAUGAGAAGUUAACCAUGCUGAACCUGCAGAGCGGCUCCAACUGGAGCGGGCCCAACAACUGGUACCAUGACCCCACCGGCGUUCAGACGCAGCACAGCGCAGUGUCCGAGGGCUGCAUGCUGGACACAGAGGGCAGCAUGGGGGGAGAGGCAGGGGGGGGAGGCGCUGGCAGAGGAGGAGGAGGAGGAGGGGGAGGAGGAGUCCCUGUGGAGCGGGAUGAAGGCGAGGAGUCUCAGCUGAGGCUGCAGCUCAAGAGGAAGCUGCAGAGGAACAGGACCAGCUUCACGCAGGAGCAGAUCGAGGCUCUGGAGAAAGAGUUUGAAAGGACACAUUACCCAGAUGUUUUCGCAAGGGAGAGGCUGGCGAACAAGAUCGAUUUACCUGAGGCCCGGAUACAGGUGUGGUUCUCCAACCGGAGAGCCAAGUGGAGGAGGGAGGAGAAGCUGCGCAACCAGAGGAGGUCAGGCAGCGUCACCUCCUGCUCACAGAGCCAGGCGCCGCUCAGCACCUCCUUCAACACGUCCGUCUACCAUCAGCAGCACAGCAGCAGCUCAGGGUCCAUGUUGAGUCAAACGGAGCCGUCGCUGCCCAGCUACAGCUCGCUGUCUGUCUUCUCAUCUGGAGUCCAGUCUAUUCCUCCCCAGUCGGCCUCCUCGUACUCCUGCAUGUUGCCUCCGUCGCCCUCUGCGCCGCGCAGCUUCGACUCGUCGGCGUACUCCUCCCCUCACCUGCAGACUCCGCCCUCAGCCAGCUCCAACACAGGGCUCAUAUCACCCGGGGUUUCGGUGCCAGUCCAGGUCCCAGGAACUGAGCCGCAGAGCAUGAGUCAGAACCUGGGGCAGUACUGGGCCAGAUUACAGUGAGCUCCAGGCGAAUGCUGAUGGACAGGAGAGGAAGAAAAGAGGAGGAAGAGGAGGAAGGGCAUGUAAAGGUCGUGUCAACGAAGCAAGAUUAGCAUCCAUGUUUUAAGGAAGGUCAGGUCGGAGCUGUAGAGGAGCCUUGGAGGGUUGAAGACCCCGAAAAGCAUUAAAUGUUUACAGAAUCAACCAAAAGCAGCUUUGGUUGCACUUCACAGUACUCUCCUGGUUCCGAUUCUGUUCGGUUCCGUUCGGUUCUGUUCGGUUCUAACGGUCAGGAGGCACGGCUUCACCAAUUUACAGGAGAGCCAAAAAAACAGGACCAAAGAAGUAAUCACACCCUUUGAAUUUUUCAGAUUUUGUCUCAUUACUAUGAUGGAGUAACAAGGCCAGGCUAAGAAAAUGUUUUAAAAAUUACAGUUUUUAUAUUUUAAUAUAUCUGAAAUAAGAAAAGACUAACUCAUAAGUAACUUUUCAGCAAAAUAUAAAGGCUUGUUUUAAGCCAAUAAUUCUUUGAUACAAAUGGGGAAAAAUGUCAGAAGUGAAAUAAUCUGACAAUUGAACUAUUACUUUCAAUCAAGUUGGUAUAUCUACUUGCAAAUUUACUUGCAAGUUAGUUUCGUCUCAUUUCAACUAGUCAAAAAUUACUGGGUAAGAUUUUGUGUUUUUGCAGUGAUUUUUAUUCCAAUUCACAAUCAUGCAAUACCUUGUGUUGGAUAAUCCAGAUAAUCCAUCCAUCCAUUGUCUAUAACCGCAAGGAACUGGAGAAUUAAAAUGUUCAAGAAUGAAUUCAAAACUCAAGGUUUGGAUUUUUAUUUUUAGAAAAACUGCUUCCAAUUUUGAUACAUUUGAAUCUGAGAAAAGUGCAAGGCUGUGCUGCACACACAGAUCAUUCAUCCCAGGUAAAUACCAGCAUAUUUCAGGUGUAUUGUGAAGUGUAACCACUGUCUCUUGUUACUUGAGCAGCUUAACCAUAUUGUGAUAAACUAGCUUGUUCCCUAAGCUGUGAGACUACUGUGAAGAUUUUAGACAAUCACUUGUACUUAAAACUUAAAAAAUCUACCAUAAAAAGUGUAAAUCCUGCCUAUCCUGACUGCAUUGAGGCUGCAUAUUUUUGUACAGACAUCUGUGGGGUAAGAACGUAACUGCAAGACUGCAAAGGGUUAUUAGAGGAAAGAAUGUAGCAUGAUCUGGGCUCCAAUCAUCCUUAAAGCACAAGACAAUUUAUCAAAAAUAGCAAUUUUGCCAUUCUGUUAUAGGUUUAACCUUGAAACAUGAAAUCUGCAAGCAAAUUUCUUCUAUAUUUUAUAUUAAUUUGGGAAUAUUUUUAUCCAGUCAGUUAAAAAAACAGUAGCAGCUUGUAAAGCGAUUAAAAAGUGACUCACAAAGUCUUUUAAACCGUUUUAUACAUCACUAAUGACACUUUUUCUUCAGCGAGGGACAAUCAGAAAUUCUUGCACCUCAAACUAAAAUGCUAGCACUUCAAAGAGACAAUCGGAGGUGGAGGAGAAAAUGUAAAACUACUACAGACUUGAACCUGCUGUGCAUGACCAAAGGAUGGCGCUAUAGAGACAAUCAGCUACUCAGAAACAAAUCAAAUAUUGUACAGAAGCCUUUAUUGUACUUUUACAGAGAUGUAGGCUCUGCUCACUUUUUUCCUCUGGUUCUGUUGAUGCAACUCAUAUAAAAUGUCCUUAAAAUCUCCUAUUUAUUUGUGUCUUCACUUGUUCUCACGGGUUAUUUGUGUUGAGGUUUCGUUGUUGUCAUGUGUUGUGUUAGUACUCUGUAGCUACCAAGAGUCAACCCCUUUUUGUGAAGGCCUUGGAUCCCUUUAAUGAAAAUAAAAUGGUGUGUCAUACA
Gambusia affinis (western mosquitofish) is the source of this 2925-nucleotide messenger RNA. RefSeq names its product paired box 10 (gene pax10). The transcript is spliced from 7 exons. Gene Ontology annotation, biological process: regulation of transcription by RNA polymerase II; anatomical structure development. The coding region runs from base 205 to 1071 and encodes 288 amino acids. The record is from RefSeq and is a predicted model, not a curated record. NCBI's taxonomy places the organism in Eukaryota, Metazoa, Chordata, Actinopteri, Cyprinodontiformes, Poeciliidae. Gene Ontology annotation, molecular function: DNA-binding transcription factor activity, RNA polymerase II-specific; RNA polymerase II cis-regulatory region sequence-specific DNA binding.